CCCGGGCCCGCAGUGCGCCGGCGCCUCGCAGGUUCGAAACAGUUGGGAGUUGGAUCCACUCCAGCUUCGGCUCCGGGAGGCCCCCCUGAGCGGCCUGCCCCCCUGGGGCCAUGAAGAAGGCCGCCAACAAGAGCUGGAAAGACAAACAAAUCGACUUCAAGGUCAAGUCAUCUGUACACAACUUGAGCAAAACUCAGCAGACCAAACUCACCGUUGGGAACCUGGGCCUGGGCCUGAUCAUCAUCCAACAUGGACCCUACCUCCAGAUCACCCACCUCAUCAGGAAGGGGGCUGCGGCCAGGGAUGGAAAACUCAAGCCAGGUGAUGUUCUGAUUAGUGUUGGCCAUGCCAAUGUGUUAGGAUAUACUCUUCGAGAAUUUUUAAAACUUUUGCAACACAUCACCAUAGGCACAGUGCUACAAAUCAAGAUUUACCGAUAUUUUAUCGACAUACCCCCAGAAUGGAAAGAAAUCUAUGAUUUAAUCCCUGAGACCAAAUUCCCAGUAACACGCACAACAACGAAAACUAAGCAGUCAAAAGAUGACUCCUUCACAAGCAGUGAUGAAAAUGAAGAUGUAGUUUCAGAUAAAAAACUGAAGUAUUAUAAAUAUUCACAGUCCACUGGGCACCAGUCUGCAAGGAGACCAGUGUCUAUCUCCAAAGAAUGGCAUGGAUAUAAAAAGAAGAACCAUACCAUUAGUGUAGGAAAAGACAUUAACUGUGAUGUGAUGAUUCACAGAGAUCUUAAGAAAGAAGUGAGAGCCCCUUCUCCAUACUGGACAAUGGUGAAGCGAGACAAUGAAAGUUCCUCCUCCUCCACAGCCUCCUCCACCUCAGAUGCAUUUUGGCUGGAAGACUAUGCCCACGUUGAAAAGGGCAAGGGUCAACCUGUAUUGAAAGUUGCUUAGGAGCAGUUUGUAAAUUGGUGAUCUUGAAAACACCCAAUUUUUGUGCAUUGCUAUGUACAGGUUUGCUAUACUUAACAGGAAUAUGUGCAGACUUACCACUUCUUUCACAAGUGCAUUGUAAUGCCUUCAGAGACCUUCUUCAAUGAUAUCCAAACACUUCCCUUGGGUCGGACAGGCCUCACUGCCUUUUCUCAAAAUAGCAACAUCAUUCACAUCAUUAACACACUCCCUUUGGAGAAGAAUGUUUCAUCUUUUACAAAUGUAGCAGAAGAGUACAGGACCAGAAUGUCUAAACAUAGAAUUUCACUUUUUAAGGUAGAGCUGUUCAUGAGAAGAUGGCUGAGACCUCUAACAACGCCCAAGGAGUCGACAUUUUUAAUAUAGGAAGAAACUGGGAAAACCCACUGAUUUUGGAUUUAUUCUGUAGUUUACAUAUUUGUUAGGCACCGUAAAGAAUACAAAAAGGUAUAAGACGUAGUCCUUGCCCUCAAAACAACUCAAUCUCAUAAUUAUAUAUGUGAAAAAAAAUACAGCAAUAGCAGGAGAAUGUCUUCGGUUGAGAAGACAAAUGGAAAUCUUGAGAUGCUGGAUGGUGCAGGACUGGCAUAAUAAAGUUCAUUUCUUGGGAAGGAGAAAAAAACGCCAAAUUCAACUAUUAGGUUGAAUCACAUGAAAUGGCCAAUAUUCAACUCUUCCUGACCUCUAAGAAUUUUAAAUGGUUUACUCUGGUACUUUUAGUUGAAUGAGGAAGACACACACCCUGAGUUGACAAGGAAGCCAUCUAUGGAAGUGAUGGUAAUGAGCCCUCCCGCCUCUGAGCCAGGCAGAGAGGCACCAAACAGUAGGAUAUAUGGCCCAAAGGAGCUUAUGCAUUCCUUCCAAAAUUGGAUCAUUUAGGUCAAAUUAUUUGAUGUUAAAUCAUAAGUUUUCAUUUGCUUACAUUUACGAUAUCAGCGUCAGCUACGGAAUCAAUCUGCUGAAGGACCGUGGCUGGCGGCGUGUACGAUCCAGCAACCAGCGCCUGGGACCCGACUUCAUCCAGGAACCCCUCAGAAGACUCCACUGACAUUAGGAAGACUCAUAAGAACCUUACAAGAAAAAGUAUCAACCCCAUCAAAACGGCAGAAAAGAAACAUAUCUUGUUAUUAGUAGCUGAAAUUCCAUUUUCUACAUGUUGCCAUACCUUAUAAAAACUACACUAAGCUACGCUUAAGGAAAUACAUUUUCUUAAAUAAAUUAGAAUUGAAACCAAUUUUUAAGUAAAUCUAGGGUUUCAAUUUAUUCUCAUUGUGUUUUGUUUCUGGUGCAAUCAUGAAGAACAGCAUCCUAUUAACCAACCUUGGUCCCAUGUACAUAAUAUUUAAUAAACUACUGUUCUUAUUUAAGAGAUGCAAUUUUUUUAGUGUGUUCAGUCUAACAGAAGUAAUAAUGCUAAUGGGAACAGAAAUGACCAAUAAGUUGUCCCCUCUUGGGUAGUAAUCUGCUCUGUCAUACUUCCUUUGUGGACAAUACUAAAGGGGAUCAUGAAGAUAGUCUGAGUUUCAUGAUUCACAUUUUGAACUGUCCUAAAUGGAUGAAGUCAAGUUUAAGUGUUUUAAACUGACAUAUGAAAAGGCAAGCUUGGUCCAAAGUAUGCCUCUUUUGUUAGAGAAACUCCCCAAACUAACUGAGUGAGGUUUUGCUGGCACUCCCAGUUGCUGGAAUUCCCAUAGUGGGAAUUUUAAAAUCAUCAAAUAGGAGACAGAUAUUUCAAUCUUUUAAUCAGACACAGUGAUCAUCCUUUAUCCAUAGUGAAUACCUUCCAAGACCCACAGUGGAUGCGUGAAGCCAUGCUUAGUACCAAGCCCUAUAUGUACUAUGUUUCUCCUACAUACAUACCUAUAUUUAACUUAGGCACAGGGGAAGAUUAACAAUAACUAUUAAUAAAACAGAACAAUUUUAACAAUAUAAUAAAAGUUAUGUGAAUAUGG
Canis lupus familiaris (dog) is the source of this 2878-nucleotide messenger RNA. RefSeq names its product PDZ domain containing 9 (gene PDZD9). Bases 111 to 908 code for a protein of 265 amino acids. Gene Ontology annotation, molecular function: protein binding. NCBI's taxonomy places the organism in Eukaryota, Metazoa, Chordata, Mammalia, Carnivora, Canidae. The transcript has 6 exons. The record is from RefSeq and is a predicted model, not a curated record.